Molecule: messenger RNA, 417 nt
Organism: Mesocestoides corti
Lineage: Eukaryota; Metazoa; Platyhelminthes; Cestoda; Cyclophyllidea; Mesocestoididae
Source: the annotation of a GenBank genome assembly
AUGGAAUCUUUUGCUCCAGCGCCAUCACCAAGGAUUAUCCGUGUGAAGUGGGGCCUGAUAGAGGUGGAAAAAUUCGAUGAGGAUGGCAAACUGAUUCCGAAAGAAACGGUCACGUACAGAGAUGCCAAACUGUGGCCUGGGGGAAGCGAGAUAUGGGACUGGAGGCAGCAUGGAACUUCCCACCGACUGGGCAUAGCCCUUGAGGACGUACUAGACCUCCACAACACCGGGGCGAAGAUUGUUGUUCUGAGUAUGGGAAAGAUGUGCUGGCUCCACAUCCCUCAUCAUGUUCUAAAUGGCCUUCAACAGAGUGGUCACGUCGUGAUUGUCGAACCAACUUCUGCCGCCGUGAAAACCUACAACAAUUUGGUGGAGCACGGACACCUCGUUGCUGGCCUCUUCCACACAACCUGUUAG